Molecule: messenger RNA, 903 nt
Organism: Symbiodinium sp. CCMP2456
Lineage: Eukaryota; Dinophyceae; Suessiales; Symbiodiniaceae
Source: the annotation of a GenBank genome assembly
GCGUUGCAUAGCGUUGCCGGUGGGACGGGGAGUGGCCUGGGCUCCUUUGCACUGAAAUCUGUUCGGGAUGCCUUUCCCUCCGCUGGCCUCGCAUCCAUCUCGGUGUGGCCGUUUGAGACUGGCGAGGUCAGCGUUCAGUGCUACAACGCAUCUCUGACUCUCGCUGCAAUCUACGAACAUGCUGACUUGGCGGUGGUUUGUGAGAACGAACGUUACCUGGACUUGUGCCGUCUCUCGCUUGGACAGGCGCAACCUUCUCUCAGCUCGCUGAAUGUGGCGAUAGCUGAGAGUUUAGUCCGGGUCUGCAUGCCUUGCAAGUCUGUGAGGGCUCAACACGGGCCCGGCUGUCCGCUGCUGCAGCUUGCAGGGCAGCUCUGCGCACAUCCGCUGUACAGAUUAACGACUGUGCGCAGCCUACCACAGACUCGUCGAGGAGCAGAGGCCUUUACCUCGGACUCCUGGUUGGCACUCCAAAGGCGAUUGCUCCAUUUGUCCGAAACCGGCGCCCUUGUGGAUAGGCCGUCGCAAGCUACACAGAGCCCCAAGGAGGGUUUGGCGCGCUGCCGUACCCUUUCAGCCUCCGUUUUCUUCUGGGGCCACGCAGCCACCGAAGCGUCCCUGGACCCCUUGCGGAAGUUGCCAAUCUGGCAGCAGUCGCUGGACCCUUUGCAGGUGCAUGCAGAUCCUCAUCAGGUUGGUCGACUGGAGCGGAGCUUGGGUUCAAUCAGCAACUGCCAAGCCGUUGUGCCAGCCCUCUCCUCCACGGCCAGAAGGGCGGCCGGGAUGCUCCGGGCCUCGGCAUACCUCCACCAGUACGAGCGAUACGGAUUGAGCCGGGAGGACAUGAGCGAGGCAAUUCUCCAUAUGCUUCAAGUGACCAGCGACUACGAGGAAGUCGAUUAG